GUGCUGGAGGAGCUCCACUCAGUCAUGAGAGAAGACCUCAGCAGAAACAACCUGAUGCGUAGAAUGUGACAACGAACCUGCGGAGUUUUUGCGACCCCCUCAUCUUUAUUGCCACCUUUCCUGCGUGUUUGCGACUGGCGUUGAGUCGAAACCAACAUGGAGCCGAUAACGAAGUGGUCGCCGAAGCAAGUCGUUGACUGGAUGAGAGGUCUAGACGAUGGUCUUCAACAGUAUGUGAACAACUUUGAGCGGGAGAAGAUCAGCGGAGAGCAGCUACUGAAGAUCAGUCAUCAGGACCUGGAGGAACUUGGUGUCGCCAGGAUCGGUCACCAGGAGCUGGUUCUUGAAGCUGUGGACUUGCUCUGUGCUCUGAACUACGGCGUAGAGACAGACAACCUGAAGAACUUGGUUGUGAGGAUGCGGACCGCCACCAACAGCCUCCACACGACGACAACGGAUCGCAGGAAGAGCCCGGUGUCCGACAGCAGCGUGUCUCGCAAACCCCCCAAUGACUUCCUCACCUCAGUGGUAGAGCUGAUCGGAGCGGCCAAAAGCCUGCUGGCCUGGCUUGACAGGACGCCUCUGACGGGGAUCAGUGACUUCACGGCCACCAAGAACAAGAUCAUCCAGCUGUGCCUGGAGCUCACCACCACAGUUCAACAGGACUGCAGUGUUUAUGAGAUGGAAGAAAAGAUCCUGGAUGUUUCGAAGAUCCUGAACAACAUUUGUGACCAGACAGUGAGGACGACCUCCGACCCCCUGAUGAGCCAGUCUGCCUGCUUGGAGGAAGUCCAGCUGAGCAACAUCAAACCCGGCGAGGGUCUGGGAAUGUACAUCAAAUCCACCUAUGAUGGCUUGCAUGUCAUCACAGGGACUACAGAACAUUCUCCUGCUGACCUCUCCAGAAAGAUCCAUGCUGGGGAUGAAGUGAUCCAAGUCAAUCAACAGACCGUGGUGGGCUGGCAGCUGAAGAACCUGGUCGCCAAGCUGAGGGAAGACCCCAAAGGUGUGGUUCUCCUCCUGAAGAAGAGACCCACAGGCACGACAGGUUUCACCCCCGCUCCUCUCAAGAACAUGCGCUGGAAGCCCCCGGUACCUCAGAACAACUCCGCUCUGAUCCGAGCUCAGUCCCCGUGUGGUUCUGCUAACGGCUCAGCAAAGAAGGAGAAACCAGCCAUACUGGACUUCUACAUUCCUCCUCCACCCUCUGUGCCGUACACGCCACGUGAGGAGAGGACCGACCCAUUAUCUAGCUACAGCAAACGACCAAAAGGCUCUGAGUCUCCAAACUCUUACCUGGACCAGGAGAGCCGGCGCCGCUGCACCACCCAAGAGUUUGACAAACCAAAUAUGGGGUGUCAUAUCGAGACCAAUGUGGUCCAGCCGAGGAUGAGAGAGCACCGGGCAUCUAGGGGUAAGCCACGCCCACUGUCGAUGCCGGUUGACACCAGUUUUGGAAUCACAGACCCUUAUGCCAAACCCUGGAUGCAGAGCAGAAAAGGUGACGAUCUCCUGUACAGAUACCUGAGCAAUGAGCGCAUCCCCACAAUCGCCGAAGAAGCUCCCGCAGCGUCGACCCCCUACAGGCCCACAGGAGAGCGACACCUCAUCAGAGUGGACCACAUUCGGGGCAGCCGCUACUACUCCAACUCUGAGCUGCACAACAGUGCCACCAUCCCUUAUCAGGACGAUAUUAAAAAGGCCCCGGUAGCCUCCAAGCGCGCUUCGGCUGAACGUUCCCUACUGGGACCCGACUGGCACUCCAGCAGUGACUUCCUCAACCGGUAUAAUCAGCCCCAUAUACGAUCCUGGUCCUUCUCUCAAGCAGCUGCCUUCCCCAUAUCUGUGUCUGCGUCCAUGGCAGCUGAUGACUACAACCCUGUUUCACUUCGGCAUAAAUCCAAAAAGAAGAGCCGUGGAGGAAAUGGUACAAUGAGCAGAAGGCGGAUCUCUGUCAAAGAGCUAGGUCACCCAGACCACCAGGGCUGGCUCUACCGAAAGAAGGAGAGCAAAGCCUUUCUGGGGAUGAAGUGGAAGAAGUACUGGUUUGUCUUGAAGAGGACGUCUCUGUACUGGUACACCAACCAGCUGGCGGAGAAAGCAGAAGGCUACAUCGACCUCACCAACUUCAUGAUCGACCGAGCCAUCGAGUGCAAGAAGAAGCAUGCUUUCAAAGCCUGCCACCCACAAGUCAUGAUGUUCUACUUUGCUGCCGAAAACCACGAGGAAAUGAACUUAUGGUUGAAUAAACUUGGACUUGCCUCGAUUAAGUACGAGCCGGUGGAACGGAGCACUGUAGCAGAGUGUUACAGUGAGGCAAGUGACCAUGAGGAGUCUGAAAGCACAGAGAUCCCCCCUCCGCCAUACUCUGAACAAACUCUCAGGGACUCAGUGGAUGCAUCAGGUCCACUAGGGAGCACAAAUCAGGGAACUCUUCCACCGCCGUACUCGGCCGCAGUUGCCAGGGAAGCCAACGGCUCCCUGUCAUCCCCCAUGAGCACGAUGACGUCACAGAGCUCCGCCUCCUCCCUCACCAAGAACCGCCAGUCCUGGUUGGACCUCGUGUCACAGGCCACGCCUCCUGCUGGGGAGAUGGUGUGCUCAGUCCAGGUUCACUCGCCUCAGCCUACACCUGAGGAAGAGGACGAGGACGACGUCUCUCUGCAGUCGGGGAGUUCGGGGACGACCAACUUGGAGGCUUCUGCUCCGGAGGAGGAGGGACGGAGGAGUGUUGUAGGAGCUGGAGAUGAAGGUCUUCAGAUGAACAACACCGAUGAGAUGGAGAAGCUCUACAUCGACCUGAAACAGGCCAGCCUCUCCCCCAUUGGCGAUCGGAAGCCUUCCACCAAGCGGGAAUUCAGAGCCUCGUUUGUGAGACGCUGUAAAGACCAGACUGUGAAUGACAAACUGCACCUGAUCAGGACACUCAACAGCACAUUGAAGUCUAAAGAGGCCGACCUGCAGGCGAUCGAGCAGGUGCUGUCAGACCAAGCUCUUACCUCGACCAAGUUCAGAGAGUGGAAGGAAGCCAACGCACCGCUCGUGCAGGAGAUCCACGAAAGAGGCUGCCAGCAGGGGGCGCCAGAUGCCACACCAGACGCUGCGCCAGCCACUGCCGCGUCACUUGUGGAAACGAGUUUAUAGAGAAAAAAAAACAACACUCCAGACUGGACUCGAACACUGUCGCUUUUUUUUACUGUGUGUUUUAGAUGUUCCAAUGUGAAAUAUGAGUAUUACUUCUUAUUUUAUAACUAAACGUGUUCUGCCUUUUACUGCUGUGAAUAGUUUUUAUACUUGCAAAGUGUAUUUGUGACUCUUAAUAUUUUAUGCUACUUUCAUGAAACUGCUGUUAGUGAAUAUUAGUGUUCACGCCAAUUUCAAACAUCUGCCAUUGUGACUCAGUAUGUUAAAAUCCCUUUAUCAGUGAGGAAUAAAGUUGAGCUUUUAGUUGUAUACUGUUAUCCACACAGUAGUCUCCAACUUGAUCACCACAUUUCUUAGAAAGAUAAGUUGGUAGACAGUAAUCCAAUUAUCUUAAAUGAGGGGGUAGUGAUGAUGACUCUCAGGAAAAGGACACUGAUUCUAAUAUAAUAAGAUAAUAAGAUCCAUCACACUAUAAUGUCAAAGGGUCUGAGAUUUGAACCGGCAACAUUUGGAGCCCCAAGCCAUGCUCUGCUGUUGUUUUCAAUUAGAAUACUCCACAUGUCAGUGUUAAUAUUUGUACAGGGAAAUGUGAAGUCAAUGUUUUCUGUUACUGUCUUUUGUACAGUAUGUGUACUUGUGAGGAAGUAAAAGUGUUGUAAUGUGCCUGAGCGAUUGCAUUGUGUGCUUGACGUCUGGUU
Synchiropus splendidus (mandarinfish) is the source of this 3842-nucleotide messenger RNA. RefSeq names its product connector enhancer of kinase suppressor of ras 3-like. Gene Ontology annotation, molecular function: protein binding. The transcript is spliced from 25 exons. Gene Ontology annotation, biological process: regulation of signal transduction. Lineage: Eukaryota; Metazoa; Chordata; Actinopteri; Syngnathiformes; Callionymidae. The coding region runs from base 157 to 3144 and encodes 995 amino acids. Gene Ontology annotation, cellular component: membrane; cytoplasm. The record is from RefSeq and is a predicted model, not a curated record.